UAUGACAAUGUCUAUUGUUAAAAGGGCUAUAAAAAUAAAACUGCAAUUUUGAAUCGAAAUGCGCGUCUUUAAUCUAUGACUCUCAAAGGAAAAGUUGUUUCCGCCCGGUUUCGAACCGGGGACCUUUCGCGUGUGAGGCGAACGUGAUAACCACUACACUACGGAAACUUAUAUGCAGAGUGGUUUGGACGUCCAAGUACAAAGCAUUGACUAACUGUGAAAAUAGUUCCGCUUAAUUUUCUUUAAUUUUUCCAUUUCAUUUUCAAUGGUAGUGCUUAUCACUAUGGAUGCAAUAUAUUUUUGGCCACAUGUUGAUUCCAUGACGUUGAUCCAAGGCUUGUUUUUUUUGUUGUUUUUGUUUUUGUUGUUUUUGUUUUUGUUGUUUUUGUUUUUGUUGAAGAUCUACAUUUUGAAUUGCCUCCGCUGACGAUCAACCAGUUAAUACUUUAUCGGCUUUAUUUUUUCGGCGUGCAUCUCUUUGUUUAUUCCCUUUUUUCCCCAGACGUCGGAUUAACAUUCGUCAUUUUACCUGAGAAAAAAAGCGCAAUUAGGCGGCAAGUAAAGUGAACUGUACACUUACAUUUACAUUUACAUUUAUUCUUUUAGCAGACGCUUUUAUCCAAAGCAACUUACAAAUCACAAAAUUACUUAUUUACUCAAAAGAAACAUCGGUAUAUUAGAAUAUCAUUUGAAUUGUUUGUAACUAUAUACAGUAUCUCACAAAAGUGAGUAUACCCCUCACAUUUUUGUAAAUAUUUGAUUUUACCUUUUCAUGUGACAACACUGAAGAAAUGACACUUUGCUACAAUGUAAAGUAGUGAGUGUACAACUUGUAUAACAGUGUAAAUUUGCUGUAACCUCAAAAUAACUCAACACACAGCCGUUAAUAUCUAAAUUGCUGGCAACAAAAGUGAGUACACCCCUAAGUGAAAAUGUCCUAAGUGCUCCCUCCAGCAAAAAAUCUGGAUGAAAACAGAGAUGGAAGCCAUGGGACUCUGGCCAGGAUCACAACUGGUGAGACACCUUAUGAACAUGGUUUCCUUGUGGCGUUAUCUUCCUCAACCUGAGCUUAUAGAAACCAACACAGGCCUGCUAUCACCAAAAUACUUCCAGCUCCAUCCAUUCUUCAUCUGGAAACCAGCUCUAUCCAUUCUUCAUCUGGAAACCGGAGCACAGUAUAAUGGAAAGGCUCAGAAACAAUUACAUCCUGCCUUGUCUUUACAGCUGUCCACAUCCUCAGGUUGUUUCCUCUGGUGUGGGAAGACCUAGAGUGAUUCUUGGUACCAGCGGACAAUAUUAUAUCCUUUCCUCUCGUCUGUGCUGUAAAGCAUGCAAAAAAAUCCUGGUUCCCUGAUAAACCCUAGUGGCUAGACAUGCUACCAAAGCGUUUUACGAACAUCUUGCCAGCCUUACUCACCCAUAAGAAGGCAAUCUGUAAAACAGUGAUGGAUGAACUGCGGCACUCUGAAAAAUCACCAAAUGAUAUGGCCAACCAGCUGUCUGAGGUGCUUCACCUGAAGUAUGAAAGAGCCCACCUAGCUUACCUGCUCAGUGUGCAGAACAUCAGGGAUGCUGAAGCAGGGCUGUAUGGACAGAGGACCAUCACUGGGGCACUGAGGAAGGAUGACACACCAGCACCGUUUGAGGGUUAUGAGGACACUGAUGGGUGGUAUGGGGUGUCUGUGACUGCACACUAUCUGGUGGAGUGCCUUCUUCAAGAAUAUCAGCGGCAGGAGGCAGCUCUCACUCAGGUCCUACAAGGCACUUUUGGACAAGUGUUCAGGUCAGAUCACACACGCAAAGUUGCUAGAAAAGUGACUCUCUCAUCUGGCAUAAUGUCAUCCUAUGCUGUGAUGAAUGAGAACUGGAUGAUCCUGUUCUGGAUGAUGCUGCAAUCUGAAAGUGAGUGGUCCUUAGAGGCAAUGUACUGUGGGCUGGCCAAUCGCUACAGUGCUGCUGGUAUCCCCAAGACCAGGUACCAGUGGGUGGACAGGGAUUGCUGUGCCGCUUUCAGAGUCAUGGACCCAUCACCUUAUGAGCACCUGAAAUGGGAUGCCUGGAGGACCACUGAAGCUAUCCUGGCACAGGUUACUUCAGAGAACCUCAAGAAUUUAUGUGCCGCUUGCCUGAAGUACAAUGAGAACAUCAUUGUUAAAUUGGACUUAUUUCAUUGUAUGCGGCGGUUCACCAGGGAGUGUGUGUCGGAGCACCAUCCUCUGUAUACCUCCUUCUGCAAGUUCCUCUCUGCUGCCUUGUCUGUAGUGGAUCAGAGCAACCUGGAGAAACUGAAAAAAGCAUACAUAUUCUGUGGUAUUGAUCCUGCUAAUCCCACCAUGUCCAGAAAAGUUCCUGGAGACACAACAGUUAUGGCAGUGUCUUAACUCAGGCAGUGAAACCACCAGUGUCCCAGUGACAAUGCUGCCACCUGCUCAGUUCAGUCCACCUCGAAAGAGUGUUCCUGAAGAUGUCCCUCUGACACAGGCAGCAGUUGAGAAGAUGGUUAAAGACAUCCUAGAGAAGCAGCAGGCAGCCCUGCAACAACAACAGCAGCAGA
Molecule: messenger RNA, 2554 nt
Organism: Ictalurus furcatus (blue catfish)
Lineage: Eukaryota; Metazoa; Chordata; Actinopteri; Siluriformes; Ictaluridae
Exons: 2
Coding region: 1374-2381 (335 amino acids)
Source: RefSeq, a predicted model, not a curated record